AUCUCUUCCGCGGCACCAGCCAAAAUUAGGGUUUGUGUUGGUCGGAGGUAACAGCAAUGGCGCCGACGCAGAGAACGCGUAAGGUUAGCAGAAACCCUGAAUUGAUAAGGGGCAUUGGGAAGUACUCGAGAUCGCAGAUGUACCACAAGAGGGGGAUUUGGGCAAUCAAGGCUAAAAACGGCGGCGUUUUCCCUCGCCAUGACCCUACUCCCAAACCUCAAUCUCCCGCUCUAAAACCUCCCAAAUUUUACCCUGCCGAUGAUGUCAAGAAGCCCCUUCCCAACAAGCACAAACCCAGACUCACUAAGCUCAGGGAUAGCGUUACCCCUGGGACAGUGUUGAUUCUUCUUGCCGGUAGAUUUAAGGGAAAGAGGGUAGUGUUUUUGAAGCAGCUUCCUUCCGGGUUGCUUCUUGUCACCGGUCCUUUCAAGAUCAACGGAGUUCCAUUGAGACGAGUGAACCAGUCAUAUGUUAUUGCCACAUCAACCAAAAUAGAUGUUUCUGCUGUUAACGUGGACAAAUUUGAUGACAAAUACUUUUCAAAGGAGUCCAGCAAAAAGAAGAAGAAGGGAGAGGGCGAGUUUUUCGAGGCUGAGAAGGAGGAAAAGAGUGUGUUGCCCCAGCAGAAGAAAGAUGACCAGAAAACUUUGGACUCUGUAUUGAUAAAAGCCAUAGAGAGUGUCCCGGACUUGAAUGCUUAUCUGGGUGCCAGGUUUUCCUUAAAAGCUGGUGUGAAACCUCAUGAACUAGUCUUUUAGAGGAAAGGGGUGUGGUAUUCUUGUAUUUCAUAGCCUUUUCUCUAUUGAUGCUGGUUCUACUAGAGAGCUUAAAAUUUUGUUAGGCAACCAAUUGUGAGGCCAAUAUUUCUUGCUACAGUUUUGCCCCUUUCUAGAGAUUGUGUUGAUUGUAUGAAUUUUAUAUAUUAUAUAUUAUACAGUGAUGCUUUCGUCUUAACGUGUUAAAUGAAGAAUAUUGGAAACA
Molecule: messenger RNA, 981 nt
Organism: Vigna unguiculata (cowpea)
Lineage: Eukaryota; Viridiplantae; Streptophyta; Magnoliopsida; Fabales; Fabaceae
Product: large ribosomal subunit protein eL6-like
Biological process (GO): cytoplasmic translation; ribosomal large subunit assembly
Cellular component (GO): ribosome; cytosolic large ribosomal subunit
Molecular function (GO): structural constituent of ribosome; RNA binding
Source: RefSeq, a predicted model, not a curated record